AAUAGUCCACUUUCGUCUUGUCACGAGAAAAGUAUGUCAGGAUCGUACAAACACCUAGUAUAAAUAUGACCAAGCUGUUAUUUGGAACACGAAGUUGGAAAAAAGUCAACACAAAUAAUGUUAAACAAAAACAAAUUUCAAAUUGAAGAGCACAGUUUUAUCAGAGUGUUACUAAUAUCCAGGAAGUAUUGUUGAGUGUUUGAUUGAAGAGAAUGGCAUAUGUGGAUGUGGAAGGUCAGCUUAAAGAUAAAAGUGAACAAACAAAGAUAAAGAAAAUUGUAUUUUUGACAUUAAAGUGCUAGUAAACAUUGAAAGUAAUUUAUUGCGAUAAAGAUUAAUUAUUGCGUAUGCAACCAGUUGUACCAACAUUAAUUUCGUUGCAUUGCAGGUGGUGUGUGGUAACCACCUACACUCAAAUGCAUCCUUUGCUAUAAAAAUAAGCAUUGUCGUAGUUCGUAAUAGAUUCCACUCGCCUUUGUAUUGAAAUGAAUCGAAAAAUUGAGACGCAAAAAAUCACCUUGACAGACCGACGCAAAUAAAACCAUAAAACAAAAAAAAUAUAUAAACACAAAUAAAAUGAUACCGACACGGACAUUGACCACGCCACUAAUUACUCUGCGAUUAGUUAAUACCACCGAAACCCAAAACCACCGUCAUUGUCCAAACCUCACCCUGACUCAUCCCAUUUCUCCAAAACCCUAUAAAUAAAUCACGAAACGCGCCAAAACACCGUUAUUAUUAUCACACGUUUGCAAACAGCAGCCUUUUCCGCACACUGCGCUGCAGUCGCGCGAUAACAAUCCACUGAUAACAGCUGAUAAAGCAAAAACAUGAAGACGUAAACAGUGCACCGACAGCGCGACAAUGGGACAAUCGUCGUCCAAACAAACAAAAAUAACCUUCCACAAAAACCACGGCGAGGACAUCGAACUGAGCGACGAGACGGCCGCCGUCCGCGUGGAGAACAGAGCCACCUGUUGGAGCAACGGCCUCGUCUUCAGCGCCGACCCGGUCAAGCCCAACCAGAAGCUCUACGUGAAGUUCGUGGUGGUGUCGCGGACCUGCCACGACGUGGUGAGCGUGGGGUUCACCUCCAACGACCCCGCGGACGUGCGCUACAGCGAGACGGAGAGCGAGAACACCUCGUGGACGUGCACAUUAUCCAAGUAUUUCUGCGUGGAAGACGCGGUGGUGUGCUUCCACGUGAACUCGUCGGGGACGCUGCACUACGGAAAGGCCAACGGCCCGCAGCACAAGGUCUGGAACAAGAAGGUGGACGUGAGCAGGCCGGUGUGGGCCGUGGUGCACAUCUGGUCGGAGCCGACGACGGUGAAGCUGGUGGGACCCAACGAGGUGCGGCAGAGCGUGUACGGGGGGCAGGAGGAGGUGGCGGCGAGGCUGAGCGGGGACGUGGGGAGGAGGGUGACGAGGGAUGCGGUCACGGAUGCGGCAGCGAGCGACGACGAGUCGUGUACUAUUUGCUACGUGAAUGGGGUGGAGGUGGUGUUUAUACCGUGUGGACACCUGUGUGCGUGUUUCCAGUGUGGGCAGACGAUAGUGAGGCAUGAUAAUUUGUGCCCGAUUUGUAGGAAGGGGAUUGGGAGUACGGUGAGGGUGUACAGGUCGUGAUGGUUUUAUUUGGUCGAUGAAAAAUAUCGUAUGACUUGACUUGUUGCCAACGUGCAUAUUAAAUAAUUAGAGUAUUAUUUUUUGUGUUCUCUGACCUUUGUUGUUACCCAUUUAUUUGUAACUGUCGUACGUUGUGCAAAAAAUGGUGGCCAAUGUUUUCAGACGCAAGUGGUGAAAUAGAAGAAAAAAAUUAUCCCAAAACCGAUUCUACCCUUAUAUGAUCAUCAUUCUUCUUGUUUGCAUGUUCAAGGGGUGUAAUAGUAUGUAUCAAGUGCUCGGUUGGUGUGGUGCGGACUGUAAUUUAAUUCGGGAAAAUUAAAUACGCCUUCUACGGCUUUAAAUGCAAUUUUUUAACAUUUUGUGUUGGUCUGUUCAAUUUUUACUUCGGUGUAAAUAAAAAAAAUGCUUACCUUAAUGGUACUUUUAUUUUUAAUUGUAGCUAGGUUUUUGCUAAGACAGGUUUAACUGGUAUUGACUGAAAUUAAUAAAGUUUUUUUU
Molecule: messenger RNA, 2127 nt
Organism: Zophobas morio
Lineage: Eukaryota; Metazoa; Arthropoda; Insecta; Coleoptera; Tenebrionidae
Product: E3 ubiquitin-protein ligase NEURL3-like
Exons: 2
Coding region: 865-1629 (254 amino acids)
Molecular function (GO): ubiquitin protein ligase activity
Source: RefSeq, a predicted model, not a curated record